Molecule: messenger RNA, 8169 nt
Organism: Harpia harpyja (harpy eagle)
Lineage: Eukaryota; Metazoa; Chordata; Aves; Accipitriformes; Accipitridae
Gene: INHBA
Product: inhibin subunit beta A
Exons: 2
Coding region: 345-1616 (423 amino acids)
Biological process (GO): SMAD protein signal transduction; BMP signaling pathway
Cellular component (GO): extracellular region
Molecular function (GO): cytokine activity; growth factor activity; hormone activity
Source: RefSeq, a predicted model, not a curated record
CAGACAAAACUCCCUCCCUCUCUCAUUCACUCACUCACUUUAGGCCAAUCCGUCCUCUCUCUCUCUCCCCCUCUCUCUGUGUCUCUCUCCUACUCUGAGACAGAGUCAGAACUCUUCUCCCUGACAGCCACAAACAUCUACAGCACUUAUUGCAUUCAGAGAGGGAACCUGCAAACAAAACUUCACAGAAAACUUUUGGUUCUUGUUCCAGAGAAUUUGCUGAAGAGAAGGAAAAACAAACAAACAAACAAACAAACCAAACCAGCCCCAAAAAAACUGUGCGUGAAGGGGGAGGAAAAGCAGGGCCUUUUAAAAAGGGAAUCACAACAACUUUUGCUGCCAGGAUGCCUUUGCUUUGGAAGAGAGGAUUUUUGUUGGUGCUUUGCUGGAUUAUAGUGAGGAGUUCCCCAACCCCAGGAUCCGAGGGGCACAGUUCAGUCACUGACUGUCCAUCAUGUGCCCUUGCCACGCUCUCAAAGGAUGUGCCCAGCUCACAGCCUGAGAUGGUGGAAGCAGUAAAGAAGCACAUACUGAACAUGUUGCACUUGAGGGACAGACCUAAUAUCACCCAGCCGGUGCCCAAGGCAGCACUUUUAAAUGCCAUCAAAAAACUCCAUGUGGGAAAGGUGGGAGAGGAUGGUUAUGUGGAAAUAGAGGAUGAUGUUGGAAGAAGAGCCGAAAUGAAUGAAGUCGUGGAGCAAACCUCAGAAAUCAUCACAUUUGCAGAAUCAGGCACAGCCAAGAAAAUGUUGCACUUUGAGAUUUCCAAGGAAGGCAGUGAAUUAUCGGUGGUGGAUCACGCUGAAGUAUGGCUCUUCCUGAAGGUCUCCAAGGCCAACCGGAGCAGGACGAAAGUCACCAUCCGCCUGUUUCAACAGCAGCGGCAGCCAAAAGGCAACUCUGAAGGAGCAGAAGAUACAGAGGACAGGGGACUGAAAGGUGAAAGGAGUGAGACUUUGAUUUCGGAAAAGGCAGUGGACACCCGUAAGAGCACUUGGCACAUCUUUCCUGUCUCCAGCAGUGUCCAGAGACUCCUGGACCAAGGCAAGAGCUCUUUGGAUGUGCGGAUUGCCUGUGACCUGUGCCAAGAGACUGGAGCCAGCCUGGUGCUACUGGGCAAGAAGAAGAAAAAGGAAGAUGAUGGGGAAGGGAAAGAAAAGGAAGCUGGAGAAUUCACAGAAGAGGAGAAGGAGCAAUCACAUCGGCCCUUCCUGAUGAUGCUUGCCCGGCACUCAGAGGACCGCCAGCACAGGCGGCGGAGACGAGGCCUGGAGUGUGAUGGCAAAGUCAACAUCUGCUGCAAGAAGCAGUUCUUUGUCAGCUUCAAGGACAUAGGAUGGAGUGACUGGAUCAUUGCACCUACAGGUUACCAUGCCAACUACUGCGAAGGAGAGUGCCCCAGCCAUAUAGCAGGCACAUCUGGUUCUUCGUUAUCUUUUCACUCCACUGUCAUCAACCAUUACCGCAUGCGGGGCCAUAGCCCCUUUGCCAACCUCAAGUCAUGUUGUGUGCCCACCAAGUUGCGGCCCAUGUCCAUGCUCUACUAUGACGAUGGCCAGAACAUCAUUAAGAAAGACAUACAGAAUAUGAUUGUGGAGGAGUGUGGCUGUUCAUAGACGUAUGUGUGUGCAAGACCCUUCUCAUUGAGAAGAAAAUGUAUCAAAAGCCCAAGAAGAGGAAAGACCGGACAUGGUAUAGCCUUUUUUGAAUGAAACAAUCAUCGGAAAUAAAAGCAAAAAAAAAACCAGAGAGAGAAAAGAGAAAGAAAAAAAAAAAGACUUAUGGAGGAUCAGGAAAGACUUCAGCUGUAAAAAGGAAGAAAGCUUCAUGAACCCGGGCUUGAAUGAGAUACGUCUGAAUGGCGGUAUGGGUUGGGGACUUCCCCUUCCUUUCAGUAUGCUCCUUAUCUUAUUACAUAGUAUACUAAACUUUAGUUAUGACUAGGGGAGUUAUGUUCCCUCCCUUAGUUACCCGUCAGUUCAAGCAGUGGUAGCAGCUCAUCUAAUCUGCAGCAAUUUGGACUAAGUCCAAAAUGUCAUUGAAAUUCCUUCAAAAGCCAUGUGUAUGAACACUACAUUCACUGGCACUUUCCCCCAAAAUUUACCGAGGAACUGAGUAGGUGUGUAGUGUUUGUGUGUAUAUAUAUGGCUAUGUAUUUAUAUACAGAUGUCUAUACAUACAGACACUACAUACAUACAUAUACUUAACAUUGGUAAAGGGACAAUAUUGUGCAGGUGUAUACACCUUCAUCUUCUGCACUACAUUUACAAAAAAAAAAAAGAAAAAAGGAAAAAAGAAAAAUGAAGAAAAAACAGAAUUAAAAAAAGAACGAAUGAAAGAAUAAAAGUUACAUUUUGUAAAGGUGCUUACAACGUUAGAACUAUGCAACCUAGUUGGUUUGAAACUGUUUACCUGCGAGAGAAAGACAAAAAAAAAACCAGAAAGACUUUUUUUUAAAUGGAAGUAACUUGUUUUAAAAAAAAUUCUUCAGUGAGAGAUACUUGAAAGGAACAUGUUUGUCCAGUUACUGGAGCCAAACAUUUCUAUAUUUUGUAAAAAAAAAAAUUUUUAAUCGUUUACUAUUUGCACUACAAUGGUGUCUGACCUGUCUAAUCCUUAUUUAACAAAUAUUUGCAAGGGAGGGUGGUUGGGUGUGGGAGGGGUUGAGAGCUGCACUUAUUGUGAGCUAUACAAGAACUGCUACAGCACACAAAAUAGCUAUUUUUAUUAUUAUAAUAAUUAUUAUUAUUUUGUACCUUAAAAUGAAUAGACACAUACACCAAAGACAUUUGUGCAAGCCUCUAAAAAGUCUGUUUGUGGUUGGUACCAUUCACCUGUAAUAAGUUAGGGUUUGAAUUAAGGGUCAGUGGGUUGAUUACAUUCAGGCUAGAAUAUCUGUUAACCAGUUAAAUUCAAAUAGUGCCCUCAACAGCAAAUUGCCAUUUGAAGUAAGCCCAGAAAAGCCCUGGGAUUUGGAUCCAAUGUGCUCAGAUCCAAGGUCCAUCUAAGUAUAAUUGUACUCUUUUGCAUGUACAACACUAAGACUUGUCCCUGAUGCAUAGCAACUGUGCAUUUUUGGGAAACAACUUUAUACAAGGGAUAUACAUAUAUAUAUGUAUAUAUUUCUGUAUGUAUAUAUGUAUGUAUACACAAGGUAUAAGCACUUCUGGCUUCACUUUAAUGUUCUUAAAACAAUGAAUGUUUGUGUGCAAAGCACAUUAUGUUAAAAGAUUGUUUGUUUGUUACUACCAAGUGGGAGGCUACACGUUUAAAAUGGUAUUUGUGUGAGAGAAACCUAAAGUGCUGGUGUGCACUUAGAAAGUCUCGAUGUAAAAUUGCAAGCAGCUUUGGGUCCUGCCCACCAUCACCCCUGCAAAUAUACAGAAAAUGGCAGUUGUGGUAGGAUUUCUGUUUGAAACGCAGUCUUCAGUGAAAGACUGGCUGUCUCAACCACCACCCUCUAGCAUGACAACUCUUCAUGGGUUUGCGCGUUACCUGUAAGACCUAAUUUUCAGUGUCAACACCUAACCUGAUGGGUCCAACCCAUAGGGCAUAGGUAGAUAGUUUUUUUUAAAAACUCUAUCACUGUCAUAUUUAAAAGAAUGUUAAAGUUACAACAUUUGUCUUUGGGUAGGGGGAGAUGAUAAGAGGGAAUGGGAGAAACCUUUAGGCCCUGCUUACACUGAGUUUGGUAACCCUGAGCCUGAAGCUUCAGACUCUCACAGGUUUGCAGGACCAAGCCCCUGUUAGCUGUCUUCUGACGGGACAGGCUUCAAAAUGCCUCUCACGGAAAGAAGCGCUAAUGUGGCUCCCCACCUUGUUGAGAGCACAGUCUGUAAGAAAAAUUAAAAAAAAAAAAAAAAAAAAAAGAUAGCACAAUUUAACCCGGUCACAUUGGCUAGGGAUAGCGUGUUAGCACCUUCAUGGCAAGAACCAUGUUUAAACAGUGUAAUCAGGGCCUUCAUUUUUUGUCAGCCAAAACUGUUUGUGUGUGCAUGUGUGCGUGGGUGUUCUCUGUGUGUGCAUAUGUAUGUGCGCAUGGGCGCAUGUCAGUAUUUGUAUGUAUCAAUAGAGAUUUAAAAAAAAAAGAAAAAAAAAGAAAAAAGAAAGAAAAGAAAAAAAAAGCCCUUUCCUCCGUUGAAUAGAUAUCAACAUACACGCUUAUAGCUAAGUUUUCUAUCUAAUUUAUUCCACAGUAUUUAGAUUGCAUAGUACAGCUAAUGGGUUAUACAUUUAUGUACUUUUUAUACAACACAUUUUUUUACAGACUUGUUUGCAAUUUGCAAAAAUAAAAAUUUUUAAAAAUUAUAACAAUUGGGUAAACACUAAAUUUGUCACUAAAGUAUUCUGUAAAAUAUCAAGGCUUUCUGAUUUAAAUUAUUUGCAGAAGUUUGUUGGGUUUUUUGUGUUUUCUUCCUGGGGAAAGGGAGGGAUACCAAAUGCUAGUAUGACAAUUAAAAAAAAAAAAAAAAAAAAGAUGCACAACUAAUUUAUCUUUAUAACUUAAACAAACCAAGUUCCUGACCCUGCUUCAUUUGAAGCAAGUGGGAGAAUUACUGUUCAUUUUUCUAGAAGUAGAGCCAGGCUCUGGAACAGCAGGAACAGGGACAUCAUAGUCUGUGACAGUUGUUGAGGAGAGUACCUUUUAUUUCACUGGGCUUUAGACUUGGCCUUAAAAUUGGAUGCAUACUGUCCCAGAACCCUUACUCAUGUCAACAGGCUCUUUGACGUCUACUGGUCUCCUUACAAGAGUAGUAAAACUACUUACAUGAGUAAAGGUAAGCCAGGGUGAAUCACAGGUUCCUUUUGCUGUGGACAGUGUGAAGGGAGAGAAAGGAUUUUGAAGGAAUGGCACCAUAUUUAACAUUGUUUAAUUCAAUUAUUUAAACAAGGCUGCUUGCAUCAUGGUUGAUCUCUGAACGUAGUGGCAAGGGAAGCAGGUGAGAUGGCUCAUGUUGGUAAAAAUUAUUCUCAAAAGUGAUUAGUUAGAGAGCAUUGGAGACCUGAAAUCCCAGCACCUUCCCCUAAAUGACAAUGGCAAAACUCCCAUUGGCUGCAAGCAGAAUAAGUUUAGGCUCAUGGCUUUCCUGGCCAAAGCAGAAAUAGCCUUUAAAAAGAAGUCUGAUGCUGAGUUUGAUACCAGCUUUUAUGUGGUAUAUGGGAACUGGCCUUGGAAAACAUGAAAUUAGCCUGAGACAACUUCCAAGUGAGGAAAGAAAAUAGGAUUUUAGAUAUGGUGAGCAUAUUUCAUGAUAGAUACACCAAAACCAGAAGAAGGUUUUCAAACCAAGAAGUAACUGUUCCCAAGCCCCGCUUUUUAGCUUUCAUUUGUGUGUGUAUACUAGUCACAAAUUUUAAAGGUUUCUCCCUCCAAUCUCUAGAUUCAGUCAUGGGGUUUUGAUUUGUGGUCAGUUAUUUAAAGUAGGGGGAAAUGAAAAACUAUAUGAUAAAAUAAAAUAAGAAAUCGGGAUGUUAAUCAAGACCGACUGGUUCCAGCAAAACACCGCAUUCCUGAUAAUUUGAUUUAAUUAAACCUGCAUGUACUUAAAAUAGCAUUAGAAAUUGUUACCAUAUUUAAACAGUUGUUCAAGUGCAUGCAGUCUCAAAAAUCACUUCUCCUUUCAGGUAUGACUGUACCAAAAAAAAAAAGAGGCUUUUAACUGCUAACACAUUCCUGGGGCCCCCAGUGUAAGAAAGGCAUGGACCUGCUUGAGUGGGUCCAGAGGAGGGCCACAAAGAUGAUCAGAGGGCUGGAGCACCUCUCCUAUGAAGACAGGCUGAGAGAGUUGAGGUGGUUCAGCCUGGAGAAGAGAAGGCUCUGGGGAGACCUUAUAGCAGCCUUCCAGUACCUAAAGGGGGCCCACAGGAAAGAUGGGGAGGGACUCUUUAUCAGGGAGUGUAGUGAUAGGACAAGGGGGUAAUGGUUUUAAAUUGAAAGAAGGUAGAUUUAGAUUAGAUAUUAGGAAGAAAUUCUUUACUGUGAGGGUAGUGAGGCACUGGACCAGGUUGCCCAGAGAGGCUGUGGAUGCCCCAUCCCUGGAAGUGUUCAAGGCCAGGUUGGAUGGGGCUUUGAGCAACCUGGUCUAGUGGAAGGUGUCCCUGCUCAUGGCAGGGGGGUUGGAACUAGAUGGUCUUUAAGGUCCCUUCCAACCCAAACUAUUCUAUGAUUCUAUGAUUCUAUAUAACCUACUUCCUGUUUAUAUUGAAAAUCUAUUUUCAGUAUAUAUUUAAUCACAGAAAUGUGUUUGUUUAGUACCUCCACAACCUUGCUUCACAAUGGACCACAUUUGGUUGUCUUCCCCCCUCUCCAUGUCAGAAUCUCGCUGGAUACAAGGCCUAAGAAACUGGCAGAAGUGCACAUUAAGAUGUUUCUUUGGGAGGGCUGAAUGUAUUUGUAUUCUUGGGGUUUAGCAAAAGGAAAUGCUUACAGAUGCUUAUAAUUAUUCUGCACUCAUAUGUCACAGCAGAAUACCUGUCUAGGGCCCAAAAUGGUAGAACUGAAUGAAAUGGGAGUUUUGUCAUUGACUUCGAUAGAAACAGUCUCUUACCAAAUCAUUGCAAAGUAGGACUCUGUUAUAUAUACCUCCUUUUUUUGUAUUUAGUUGAGAUUUAAGCCAUCAAGUUCUUUUAACUGUGACACCACAAGGCCACACAGAGGCUAGCAGCAAUAUCUCUGAGGUAGAGAAGUUCAGGCAUCUGUAAAGUCUAUGUGCAAAAUGAAAACUUUUAUGCUCUGUAGUUACUCAUGUGGAAUAGUGCCUUACUCUGUAAGCAAUGCUGUUGAUUUCAGAGGGUCUCCUUUCCUAGAAAGUUACCAGUCAGCAUCAAUGAAGUGAGCAAAAUCUAUUUCUACAGUGUAGGUAGAAGAGAUGUAAUGGAAAUGAUUAAGUUCUUUUAAGUUAAACCUCAUGUCAAUAGUGUGCAUCAGUAUAAGAAUCAGAUGCUAAUCACUUUCCUUACACUGAAAAAAGCUUUACUCCCCAUCUGCUCUCACUGCAUUACAUGUGGAGUAAAAAAGUUUUCAGUACGAGUAAAUAAAAUUGUAAUUUGACCUUUUGUGAACAACUAUAAGCAACAUUUUCAUGGGCAGAAACAAACAACACUUCUGAGUUAUAUAGCUAUUUAUUUUUUGAGAUAUAGUGAAUCUGUGUUAAUUCUCAAUGGGUUUCUUUGUAUUUAAAUACUUUCAAAAACAAUACAUUGAUGAUGGGUUGAAGAUAUAUAUAUGUAUGUAUGUAUACAUAUUAUAUAUAUAUCUACAGUAUAUAUAUACACACACAACUAUAUAUAUGUAUAUACAUAUAUAUAAAUUAUGAAAGCCAAGAUAUUAUGAAGCCUAUUUUGUUUUUAUCAUUUUGUGUUUUGUUGUUGAUAUUAUUAUUAUUGUUAUUAUUAUUAUUUUGCAUACUACAUGCAGUGCUUUAACCAAUGUCUGUUCGGCUAAUGUAAUUAAAGUUGUUAAUUUAUAUGAGUACAUUUCAACUAUGUCAACGGUUUCUUAAUAUUUAUUGUGUAGAAGGACUGGUAUUUUUUUUAUUUACAUUAUGUUUAAAGAGGUAACAGUUUGAUAUGUUCUCAUUUGUUUCUAUUAGAAGUUAUUUAUUUUCACGGCAUUCCGUCUGGUAUUUUGAUAUUUGGAAGGCAUGCUACCUAUACUUUGUACAGUUAGUGGGCAGUAUUCAGCAGCUCCCGGUAGAUUUUUAGGCCCUAUGUUAAAUAAAAGACCUGUUUGGGAUUUUUAUUUUAGAUCUUUCCUAUUGGUUUGCCAGGACCACUCAGUGCACUUACUGCCAGACACUCUGCCUGCGUGACCAAUUUAUUCCUACUGUAUUUACCCAGGACAGAGGACCAAAACCACCUCUGGUGUAAGUCCAGUGACUUCAGUGAAGUUAUACCAGAGAUGCAUUUGGCUCACAGAGAAAAUGCUUGUGCAAAUCAAUGCAAAGAAAAGGCAGAAAGAAAGAACGAAAGAACGAAAGAAAGAAAGAAAGAAAGAAAGAAAGAAAGAAAGAAAGGAGGAGUCUUUGCAUUUGGAAGGGGAUUUCAACGUGUUAAAAAUGUUUGGGUCAGCUACUAUUUUAUUUUACUUUGUUCUUUUUGUUAUUUUGCUCUUUCUUAUACAACAGCAGCAACAACACAAGUGAAAUAAAUAAAGGGAGUUUCACCAAG